UUAAGGAAAUUUCUACAUUUGUUAGGGAAUUUUUUUUUAAUGAGCUGUGAAAAGUCAAUCAUGUUACAAUGACACAAAAUCUUAAAGAUCUCAAAGAUAAAAUCUUGCAUAAAAUACAAAGCAACCUAACAUCCUCAAAAGCUGCCAGGGUCCUAUUUUAUCCCACCUUGUUAUUGAAUGUAAUAACUGUUGGUUUUAGUAAGAAGAAGAGAUGGUAUAACAGAAUUGAUGAAAAUGUGGUGCUAGGUGCACUACCCUUUCGAGUCAUUACCCCAGCUCUUAUUAGGGAGGAAAAUAUUGGAGGAGUUGUGACUCUUAAUGAAGAAUAUGAAACAAAAUAUUUAAUGUACUCAAAAAAGGAAUGGCUAAAGUUGGGUGUGAUACAUUUGCAGUUGCCAACAGUAGAUUUCAACAAUGCACCUAAAUAUAAUGAAUUGAAGCAAGGAGUAAAGUUUAUUAAGCAAUUUGACGGCAAGAAAAAAAGUUGCUAUGUACAUUGUAAAGCUGGAAGAGGAAGAAGUGCAACAUUGACUGCAUGUUAUUUGAUUGAGAUGUAUCACUAUUCUCCAUCUGAGGCUGUCGCCAUCCUCAAGUCAAAAAGACAACAAACUCUUUUAGGCUCAAAUCAGUUGUCCUCAAUAGAUGAUUACUAUGAACGCUUUCAGGAGAGAAAUAAUAAAAACUGAGGGAAUUAUCAAUAAUGUAUCUUAAAUUCAUCACGUUUUGUGUAUGUAAGGUGCAUAUUUAUCUUAAUUAACCAAUCAGGAUCAAGCAUUUGUAAUAUAUAAAAAUUCAUUAAGUUCCGGUCAUGUGAUUGCGUUUGCUUAAGUAGCAAGAGAAUAUUUAACUUUUGUUUGUCACGAAAGUGUUUCGCUUUAUUCGCACUCAAAUACUUCUGGUUGUAAAGAUUAUUUCAAAGUAAAGUAACGUUACAAAGGAAAA
Molecule: messenger RNA, 942 nt
Organism: Xenia sp. Carnegie-2017
Lineage: Eukaryota; Metazoa; Cnidaria; Anthozoa; Malacalcyonacea; Xeniidae
Product: phosphatidylglycerophosphatase and protein-tyrosine phosphatase 1-like
Exons: 4
Coding region: 69-686 (205 amino acids)
Biological process (GO): protein dephosphorylation
Molecular function (GO): phosphatidylglycerophosphatase activity; protein tyrosine/serine/threonine phosphatase activity; phosphatidylinositol-4,5-bisphosphate 5-phosphatase activity
Source: RefSeq, a predicted model, not a curated record